AUGUUGAUGUACCUGCAGGUGGGAGGACUGCGAGCUGCCAAGUUUAAACAUUACUCUUACUUUAAUUACAAGCGGACCUGGGCAGAAGCACAGGUCUUCUGCAGGAGGAAUCACACUGACCUGGUCACCAUCAGAAAUGAAGAAGAGAAUCGGGCCUUUCUCAAUAUCUACGGCUGGAUCGGUUUGUACCGAGAGGACUCAAACAGUCCAUGGAAAUGGUCCAGAGGAGGAGAGAUAGCCAACUUCAUCACCUGGGUGUCAGGCGCACACCAUGUCUCUACCUCACUUCUCCUACUUCUUGCAGAGCCAGACUCAGGUGAUCAUUGUGGUUUUAAGUACAGCACAACAAAAGAAUGGCGAAGUGGUCCCUGUGAGGACAAACGUGGUUUCUUGUGUUUUGACAAGAAGCUGGUUCUGGUGAAGGAAAAGAGGACGUGGGAGACAGCACUAAAGUACUGCAGGAAUAUGGGGGCGUUGGACACAAGUAAUCCUGUCUCGGACUACCAAAACCACCGCUAUGACCUCGCCACCCUGAUCACUCAAGAUGACCACGACUUUGCACGAGAGACAGCACGAGAAGCUGUCACUGGAGAGGUACGACAGUUUUACCACAGUGUAUUGUGUUACUGAGCAAGCUCGUCCUCUGUGUUUACAUCCCUCUGCUAAAUGUUGGUAGGUGUGGACGGGCCUGCGUUUCCUGGCCGGUGGGUGGAUGUGGGUGGGUGGAGAAAAAGUGACGUACCAGGGUAUUAAAGGCUGCCCGACGACAAAGCUCUGUGGCACCCUGGCGAAGAACAGCACCAGACCGUUCGGGAGAAGGGACUGCAAGGAGAAACUGAA
Messenger RNA from Seriola dumerili (greater amberjack), 840 nucleotides. Its product is annotated as secretory phospholipase A2 receptor-like. Lineage: Eukaryota; Metazoa; Chordata; Actinopteri; Carangiformes; Carangidae. The transcript is spliced from 3 exons. The record is from RefSeq and is a predicted model, not a curated record. The coding region runs from base 1 to 630 and encodes 209 amino acids.